Molecule: messenger RNA, 825 nt
Organism: Selaginella moellendorffii
Lineage: Eukaryota; Viridiplantae; Streptophyta; Lycopodiopsida; Selaginellales; Selaginellaceae
Exons: 3
Coding region: 48-572 (174 amino acids)
Source: RefSeq, a predicted model, not a curated record
UUUACCAUUUAGGGCAAAGCUUUUUAGGGUUCUUUGGGCAGAGGGAGAUGGAGGGCGCACUCUCCAAAGCGAGUAGCUUCUUGCUGGCACGGCGGGCAAAGAAGGAGAUGAACUCCAUCGGCGACGAUUUCAAUUCCCUAUCUUCCACCGUAGAGACGAGCGCCAAGCUUCUCUUCAACCGCCUAAAAGGAAGGAUGCAAACACCUCUCCCCGAUCUCCUCCACAGCUACAAUCUCCCGCGAGGGAUCUUCCCCAAGAACGCCACGCACUACGAAUUCGACGAGGCCACCGGCAAGCUCACCGUGAUGCUCCCAUGGAUCUGCGAGUGCUGCUUCCGGGACUCGUCCAUUCUGAGGUACGCCGCCACAGUCACCGCCACUCUCCAGCACGGCAAGCUCGUGGACGUGGAGGGCAUCAAGACCAAAGUUCUCAUCUGGGUCAAGGUGGCCGCCAUCUCCGUCCCCACGGAUCAUCCCGGCGACAAGGUCUACUUCUCGGUGGGGAUGAAGAAGUCGCGACCCAGAGAGGUGUAUGAAGUUCUCAAGGAUGCCUUGGAAGUGGAGGAAUUCUAAGUCAAUCGCGCGGGAAAGGAUACACUGUAAACUAAUAAGAGAAGCUUGCUUUUACCUGGUCUUCGCCUUCGUUGUAAGUCAAUCGCGCGGGAAAGGAUAAAUAAGAGAAGCUUGCUUUUACCUGGUCUUCGCCUUCGUUGUAAGUCAAUCGCGCGGGAAAGGAUAAAUAAGAGAAGCUUGCUUUUACCUGGUCUUCGCCUUCGUUGUAAGUCAAUCGCGCCAAAGGAUAUGCUGUAUAGCCUACUACUGCUAA